Wallemia ichthyophaga EXF-994 is the source of this 2988-nucleotide messenger RNA. RefSeq names its product Phosphatidylethanolamine N-methyltransferase. Bases 1 to 2988 code for a protein of 995 amino acids. The transcript has 4 exons. NCBI's taxonomy places the organism in Eukaryota, Fungi, Basidiomycota, Wallemiomycetes, Wallemiales, Wallemiaceae. Gene Ontology annotation, molecular function: phosphatidylethanolamine N-methyltransferase activity. The record is from RefSeq and is a predicted model, not a curated record. Gene Ontology annotation, biological process: phosphatidylcholine biosynthetic process.
AUGGAACCAGAAGAGAGGAUAAAGAGCACACAGAGCACACUGCGCCAGAGAGGGCAAGUGGAAGUGGAAGAAGAUGCAGAUAACGCAAUUAACGCAGACGCACACACACACAGCGAGGAAAUACUAGGCAAAACACCCGAUGGGACCAUGUUCGCAGUUCCUCCGACGGCUGAUGUGAUCUCGUCGCUAUUCCACCCGAAAUACCCAAAGACGCACGUAGAUAUUCUUACACUGGCUAUUCUCGGUCUCCAGGUACUUGGAUUUGCAUUGAUGCCGCUGAGUACGAGCCGAGUGGUGUACCUCUACGUCUUUAUCUUCUGGCGCUUAUCGUACAAUGUCGGGCUGGGCUGGGUGCUCUCACGCCAGUCGCGCUCGCAGUGGAUAGUCAACUGGGUGAAGCAGCACGGCUUUCUCGAUGCAAACAAGCGCCCGGCAAUGCGAAACUGGGUGGAGAAUCAAAUAAAGACUAAAAUGGGUCCAGGCUACAGCUUCGAUAAGUGUCCACCAGAGUUCAACACGUGGAUAUUUUUCCGCCACGCCGUCGAUAUCAUCUUGUUGUCUGAUUUCGUCGCGUAUGUUUGCUUCGCUUGGGCUCAUUGUCGUUUACCGACGGGACACGGCGUACUGUGGCAUGUGCUGCGCUGGGCAGCUGGAUGGACUAUGAUACUGUUCAAUCUAUGGGUCAAAAUCGAUGCUCAUCGUGUUAUUCAUGAUUACGCUUGGUAUUGGGGUGAUACGUUUUUUCAACAAAUCCAAUCACUCAAGUUUGAUGGCGUGUUUGAGCUCGCGCCACAUCCCAUGUAUUCAAUUGGAUAUGCUGGCUUUUAUGGUCUUUCGCUGGUUGUGGGAAGCUAUCAGGUGCUUUGCGUGUCGCUACUCGCACAUGCUCUCCAAUUUGGCUUCCUUCUCUGGUUCGAGAAUCCACAUAUCGAACGCACUUACGGCGAGCGGAAACCUCUGGCUGAGCGCGUACCAUUUGCGUUGAGAGAGGACACUGUACACGCUGAGCACGCUGAGCACGACGCACACAUCCCUCCUACACCUGCUGCCACAGACGCUACAACUGACACUGAUACCGAUGUCGACGAGUGCGUCACUCAGUUUGACGACAAGCCCACUCCCGCAACUAAGGUAGAAGGAUACCCCCACUCACCCAACAAUUUACACGACCUCGAACACAAAUACUUCAGCCGCGAUUUGAUUAUAUUCAAGAACUUUGAUGUGUUCAGAUCGAAUGACUUUUCAACAGCGCUCGUCGUGGCUUAUGCAGUCGUAGGCUCAUUCAUGCCUAAUUUUAGCUACGGGACGAGUCUAACACUACACAUAAGCCACGUAAUCGCAUGGCGUACUUUCCACUCAGUCGGCCUAGGAUAUUUGCUCAAAGCGCAGAGCGAAGAGAAGUAUCUAAUCAAGCAUUAUCUCAAGUACUAUGCGCAUGUCAAUGCGAACGAAGCGAAACGGAGUGCAUUUGAUAGUUGGAAACGCGUAUACAAUCUCUCGCUGAUUAUGGUCUAUGUAUCCUUUGUCGGCCUCGCGCUCAAGACGUACACUCUGCCUCAACAGUGGACAGUCGGAACUGAGUUGUUGAAGCAUGUUGUUGGGAUACUAUUGAUAAUCCUCCAAGUGUGGUGCUCUCUCGAAAGUCAUGAGGUACUAGGCAACUUUGGGUGGUUUUUCGGCAAUUUCUUCCUCGAGGAGUUUCCCUCGCGACUCAAUUAUACGGGCAUAUACCGCUACGUGAAUGAUCCAGAGCGGUCGAUGGGUGGAGCGGCCCUGUUCGGUAUCAGCCUGAUAAGUGGAUCAGCGACGACAUUCGCGCUGGCUGUUUUCAGCUAUAUUUUACACUGGUGGUUCUUGUCUUGCGUCGAAAACCCACAUACAAAGAAGCUGUUCGGGAGUGGAGUGCGUACGACAGGUGGCGCCGCGCGUACUCUGACAAAGGCAGUGAAAGACGGCAGACGUCGCAGUAGCUCCUCCCUCUUCAACCAGAAUUCGCUCGAUCGGUUCGACCGCGUUGCUAAAGACGUACAGGGCCAGGUCCACAGAGUGUACGGAGAGACAGUGGACGUCGUCGAGGAUUUCCUCAAGAGCGCUAAGCCGUCUGUUGACAAAAUGGUGCAGGAUACGCGCGUGCUGCUGCAUCAGUCGCGCGAGCGGCUUGUGAUUACGCGCGUUGACAAGGAUCUAUCGGCGUACGAUGUAUCGAAAUACUCUCUCAGUCUCAAACCUUCCAUAUCGCCACGCCAGCCUACCUCGUAUCAUCUUGGAGAGCCAAUUGAAGUGGAGUGGACAGCACCUGCAAACCACUCGCGCAAGGACUGGAUAGGUAUAUAUCGCGUUGGGGCUAAUACAGAUCAUCUCGUUACACGUAUUUCCUCACGUGGGAAAUGGCAGCCGAUCCACGAUGGAGAGUUCGACGGCGCACGUCCUAUUCCCGACAGACCGACGUCGCAUGUCGGUAAGUCAUCUGCAGCUGCAGCUACAGCCACGCAGGAAGAGGAAGGGCAGCGAGGAGUGGUUUCCUUCUGCUCGAAUUCACUCCCGUGGAGUGUGGGUCGGUACGAGUUGCGCUACCACCAUGCCGGCAAGCACAAUGUGAUGGCGUCUUGUGGUCCUCUCGAAUUGUAUGUCGACAAACCAACGGACGGGGAUGAUUUUGAAAGCGUUAGGAAUACCCUGUCGCGUUGUGUCGCUUUCGCACUUAACUGUGACCCCGCUCUCGUGCCCGCGAGCAGCUGGCACCAUCUGCCGGAAAACACCAUACAUUCAUACCGCAGAAACACACCAGAUGUUGAUAGAGAUGACGACGAUAUGGUCAUCAUGGAUGACGAACAGGCUAGAAGAAUCGCAGUGGUCAUUCGCGUCGCUUGCUCCGUUGAUUUCACACCAAGCGUCGUCGUGGCUGAUGCUAACCUGUCGCGAUUGGCACAGAGAGUGCUCGAUACGAGGAGAGUAUUGGGCAUUGACGAUGGAGAAGGGGAUACGUGA